AUGCGGUCGCAGUUUCUUUCUCGUCGGACACGGUCACUGGUAAAGGCCCCGUCUUUUCACCACCGUGCUUUACUCUCGUCAACUCACGCCCUUCGCUAUCCUCGCAAAGAUCCCUCACAUUCCCCGGAGGCAGCUCCGCGGCUUUCGAAACGUUCCUCUUCGUCAGUCUCUCCCCCUCCAGCUGAAUCUGAUGAACCUACGCCGCCAGCCUUGCCCAGCCCGGCGGAGCCUCCGCCAGACGGUGCAGAGGAGAAACCGAAACGUCGAACUAGAUCCUCAGCGGCGAGUAAAGAUGCUGAGUCUUCCGUCCCGCUGUCAUCUGGCGUCCCACUGCCAUCUGGACUAGAAAUCCUGUGGACGCCAGAAAGCGAUCCGAGUGACUCACCCCAUGCGCAUGCUCUGCCACCGCCCGAGAUGUUCGACGAGAUCUUGCAUAAUUUCCAUAUUACGAUGCUCCCACGGACGCAGCACCAGGCGACAUAUCUCCCACCAGCAGGCCCUCUAGUUGAGCCUACAUUUGCCUUGUACUGUCCUAUAGAAGGCGGGGACGUCUAUGUAGAUGAAACUGUCCGUGAAUUAGCGCGUCGGACGGGCUCCGAGGUAGUGAUGAUCGACGCCGUCCAGCUUGCUGCCGGUGCGUCAGGACAGUUCGGAAAAGCUGCUUCAGUCCUGCAGCUCCCAAACAACCCCCUGCAUCUCUCAUCGCAUUCUAGUCCGCCUCGUAGCAGUGCUCCUCCGUCACCUGCGUACGAAGAAGACGACGAUGAUUGGGAUGAUUCUCCACCUUUCAUGAUACCCACGCGUAUGACUCUGCAAGUGCUGACUCCCGGCACCUUACGGCCAGGCCGUCCGGUCUUGACUGCACCGCCGAGGACCAACUCCAUGAUUAGGCUGAAGCAAUUCUUCGACGAGAUCAUCAAUGUGUCGGCUGAGUCUAGUGGUUGUGAGGGGCCCUCUGACACUCCAUCUCGCAGACCUCGUAUCAUCUACAUUCGUGAUUUCGCUACCCUUGCUCCGACAUCGGCUUCCUGGUACCCUGCACUUCAAGCAGCGGUGCGCCAGCGACGUCAGGGUCCGAUAUCUCGGUCAUCUUCUCCGGUGCUCAAUCCGACCACAAUUGUGUUCGGCAUAACUCCAUCUAUAGUCGCGCCAUCCCCUUCUUCAAGUAUGUCUGGCCCUGGACAAGGCUUGAUGAAUCUCCUUAUGUCUCGUAACUCUACAUCAUCGACAGGUGCAGUCGCGAACAAGACACCCAAAACGGAAUACGGGGAAGAUGCCGCUAGUGACAGAGCACGGGAGAAGCGUAUGAUGGCUCGUUUCAAGCGAUGGGCUCGAGGAGACGCUUCCCAAGACCUGCCGCAGCUAGCAUCUCACGAAGAGUCCGACGAGGCGUCCAGAGGCAAGCCUGACGUCGUCAUCAUGGGUGGCGCCGACGGUCUGCCCGCUGUACUCAAUUCCGCAUUUUCCCGCCUAUCUGCUGCCAGCUCUAGCAGUCGGGCACCCGCAGCAGAAUCCGAGUCGCGUAGCCAAUUCUUCCGCACUUCGUUUGUAGUGCCGAACGCUCGUACGCCUUCGCUCGAGCGAGCAACCCGAAUGUCGCGGCGGAGAGAGAUCAACGAGCUGACGGUGCGAAUGGGUGUCGCAGCUGUUGGCGGGGAAUUGGGCAAGAUGGAGCCUAUUGAGGCGCCCAAGGAUGAUCCUGAGCAAUCCUCUACGCAGAAGGCCCAUCGUAUGUGGGAGGAAUGGGGGAAGGUCGCUAUGCCUUGGUCAACGGUCCGUCGCAUUGCAGACAGAGCAGUCGGUAGUGUCAUUGCUGCAAGAGAUGGCAAAGAAUCGACAUUGCCAUCUUUGGAGCCAACUCCCAUCACAUGGCUAGCAGUCUACGAAGCCUGGGCAAAUGACAAGGCUGCGCAAGACUUAUGGAAGUCCGUGCUGAUAGAGUCACCACAAAGGAUCUUGCGUGAGCACGAUGAAAAUGAGGAAGGCCAGACAGAGGGAGAAACCAAGGAAAAUGAAGUCGAUGAAGUCGUCGAACGUAUCAAAAGGGACCCCGACCUCGAUGCGCACGAGGCCCGUUUACUUGGUUGCAUAGUUGACAAGACAUCCCUCACAACAACGUUCAGUCAAGUAUACCUUCCGGACGAUACCAUAGAUGCUGUGCGGACUAUUGUUUCCCUACCGCUUCUGUUCCCUUCAGCUUUCCAGCACGGCCUGCUCAAGGAGCAUAGAAUGACAGGCCUUCUCUUAUUUGGACCGCCCGGUACAGGUAAGACAUUGGUUGUGCGUGCACUCGCCAAGGAAGCUGGAUGUCGAAUGCUGGCAAUCAAGCCUUCCGAUGUCAUGGAUAUGUACGUUGGAGAGGGUGAAAAACUAGUCCGAGGUGUCUUCUCCUUGGCUCGCAAGUUGUCUCCUUGUGUCGUCUUCCUUGAUGAACUCGAUGCGCUCCUCGGUGCGCGUGUGUCUCGUGAAUCAGGUGGCGGGAUCGCACACCGAGGUGUUAUCACCGAAUUCAUGCAAGAAAUGGAUGGCUUGAGGUCGUCGAAGGAAGAUAAUGUCAUCGUGAUCGGUGCGACCAAUCGCCCGUUCGAUCUUGAUGAUGCUGUCCUCCGACGUCUCCCUCGACGACUACUAGUGGAUCUUCCGGGCGAGAAGGAGCGCGAAGGUUGGCUCUUGGCGUUAUCACAGAUCUUGAAGAUCCUACUUCGUGACGAGACAAUCGCACCCGACGUGGACACCAAACAACUAGCCAAGAACACGCAGUCAUUCUCAGGAUCUGAUCUGAAGCAUUUAUGUGUCUCUGCAGUACUAGAUGCUGUGAAGGAACGAGUUACUGUGCCUUGGCGUUCACGGCCCUCCUUGUCUUCUACAGUCGCGCAAAGCAAGGCACCUAUGGCAGAAACUCAGGCAGACAACGGUGCCGUAGCGGACGCAACCACUUCAGAAGGCGAGCCGAUUGGUGAGGCUGAAGCCACUGUUCUGGCAGAGGUACCUGCAGAAGCACGAGUAGUCUCCUGGCACAACUUCGAGAAAGCUCUCAAGGAGAUUAGUCCUUCCUCGUCCGAGUCACUUGGCAGCCUCGCGGAUCUGCGCAAAUGGAAUGAAGAGUUCGGCGAGGGUCGCAAAGGGCGGAAGCAGGUCGUCUGGGGCAAGGGCAAAUUUGGCUUCACCGUGGAGACAACCAGUAGUGAAGGCCUGGGGAAAGUAGAGGUCGCAGCCACAGCCGACACCCCCUCAGAGAGGACAAUGGGUUCCCAGUAG
This is a messenger RNA of Postia placenta MAD-698-R-SB12, 3258 nucleotides long. RefSeq lists its product as hypothetical. Gene Ontology annotation, molecular function: ATP binding; ATP hydrolysis activity. The transcript has 7 exons. The record is from RefSeq and is a predicted model, not a curated record. The coding region runs from base 1 to 3258 and encodes 1085 amino acids. Gene Ontology annotation, cellular component: mitochondrial outer membrane. Lineage: Eukaryota; Fungi; Basidiomycota; Agaricomycetes; Polyporales; Adustoporiaceae.